CAUCCACAGCAAACGAAUCCCAGUGACAAACAUUGGCAGUAUAAUGGUCCGUACUAAAGAGCUCAGUGACUUUCAACGUGGCACCGUCAUAGGAUGCCACCUUUCCAACAAGUCAGUUCGUCAAAUUUCUGCCCUGCUAGAGCUGCCCCGGUCAACUGUAAGUGCUGUUAUUGUGAAGUGGAAACGUCUAGGAGCAACAACAGCGCAGCCGCGAAGUGGUAGGCCACACAAGCUCACAGAACUGGACCGCCGAGUGCUGAAGCAUGUAGCACGUACAAAUCGUCCAUCCUCUGUUGCAACACUCACAACAGAGUUCCAAACAGCCUCUGGAAGCAAGGUCAGCACAAGAACUGUUCGUCGGGAGCUUCGUGAAAUGGGUUUCCAUGGCCGGGCAGCCGCUCACAAGCCUAAGAUCACCAAGUCAGGCCUUCAAGCAGUGACUGUCGCUGACGAUAUCAAGGAAAAAGUAAAACUUGACUUACCUAAAGUCAAAGGUCAACUGCUCAUUUUCGGCGCCACCAACUGGGAUCUCAUCGGAAGGAAAGAGGUGCCAAAAGCACAAGCGGCCUUCAGGAACCUAGGCCAGAACUUGUGGGGUCCUCACCGCUACGGCAGCAUGAGUGACGUGCAGGUCAGCAGUGUGGUGUCUGGGCCCUGUGCUGCCCACAGCCUCCUAAUCACCACUGAGGGCAAGCUCUGGAGCUGGGGUCGAAAUGAAAAGGGUCAGCUGGGUCAUGGGGACACCAAACGCCUGGAGGCCCCAAAACUGAUUGAGGCCCUCGCAGACGAAGUGGUGGUGGCUGCAGCCUGUGGUCGCAACCACACCCUGGCAUUGACAGAGGGUGGCACCGCCUACUCUUUUGGAGAGAACAAACUGGGCCAGCUGGGUCAGGGCAACCAAACAGAUGCAGUCCUCAGUCCGGCCCUGAUCCAGUACAAUGGGCAGCCCUUGGUCAAGGUGGCGUGUGGGGCAGAGUUCAGCAUGGUGGUGGACUGCAAAGGAAACCUCUACUCGUUCGGGUGCCCAGAGUAUGGCCAGCUAGGACACAAUUCUGACGGCAAGUUCAUUGCCCGCGCCCAGCGCAUCGAGUUUGACUGUGAGACCAUUGCACGCCGCGUGGCCAUCUUCAUCGAGAAGAGUAAGGACGGCCAGGUGACGCCUGUACCUAACGUGGUGGUCCGAGACGUCGCCUGCGGAGGCAAUCACACGCUGAUAUUGGAUUCCCAGAAGCGGGUGUUUUCCUGGGGCUUUGGUGGUUAUGGACGGCUGGGUCACACGGAGCAGAAGGACGAGAUGGUGCCCAGACUGGUGAAGCUCUUUGACUUCCCCGGGCGCGGGGCAUCCCAAAUCUACACUGGCUAUCAGUGCUCCUUCGCUGUAAAUGAGAUGGGAGGGCUGUUUUUCUGGGGGGUCACCAAUACCUCGCGGGAGUCUACCAUGUACCCCAAGGCUGUGCAGGACCUGUGUGGCUGGAAGGUCCGCAGUCUGGCGUGCGGGAAAAGCAGUAUAGUUAUCGCUGCAGACGACAGCACCAUCAGCUGGGGACCCUCCCCAACCUUUGGAGAACUGGGAUACGGAGACAACAAGGCCAAGUCCUCCACUACUGCUCAGGAGGUGAAGACCCUGGAUGGAGUUUACACUGAACAGGUGGUGAUGGGAUACGCACACUGCCUGGUCAUCGCCAGACAGGAUACUCCACAGGAACAAGAGAUGCUCAAGAAGCUGCCAGAGUACAACCCAGGCCCCCUCUGAUGGGGCACCAUCCAGCCACCUUACCAUUUGUCAACAGAUUCUCUCCAGAAUGCAUCUCCCCUUUAGGUCACCUUUGUAAGGCUUGAUGGAUGGCUGGGGAGGGUGGGUUCUUGUAUGUAUGCGAACACAAACAAGUCAGUUCUUUUUGUGUUUGUUCCCAAAGACCAAUUACAUUUUCUUUGUUCAUGAAGUCCAUAGCAGUAUUACUUUUUGUCAGGUCGAUCUGUAUGCAUUGUCAGAACACAAUCGGGAUCUGAGACAUUGUGCCAUCAAGUUGAUGCUCUCCGGCCAUUGACUUCUGUUACAUUCUUCUGUUAAUCUCUUCACUUGUAUGAUUAAAUUGUAGCGGUAUUUAUUA
Oncorhynchus keta (chum salmon) is the source of this 2111-nucleotide messenger RNA. Its product is annotated as protein RCC2 homolog. Lineage: Eukaryota; Metazoa; Chordata; Actinopteri; Salmoniformes; Salmonidae. Gene Ontology annotation, biological process: DNA integration; DNA transposition. The transcript is spliced from 11 exons. The record is from RefSeq and is a predicted model, not a curated record. The coding region runs from base 44 to 1753 and encodes 569 amino acids. Gene Ontology annotation, molecular function: DNA binding.